UCAUUCAAUAAUUUAUGAACAAUGCUAACUAAUAGUGAAAUCUUUAAAAAAUUGGAAGAGUUUAAAUCAGUUGUAUUUGAUUCAUUGGAAGAAGUUGGAGACCUCGACGGAACAUGUAAAUCUUUGAUACAAGAGUAUCUCACGGAAACGGAGUUAUUAAAUCCAAUGGCUAUCGUCAAAAUUCAAGCUAUUAUUGAUUAUAUGUAUGAACAAGUCAAUAUAGGAAAUUGGAAGGAGGUAAAACUAUAUCUUAGAAAAACAAUAACUAUAGCUUCUUAUUUAUUGUUACUAGCGAAAACAAAAUGUACGAAAGAAAUCACAGAGUGCUUGGUAAAAGAUAUGUAUAAAGUAAUUGAUUUUGGUAUAAUGUUUGGCUGUCCUGUAGAUGAGGAGCCUGAUUUGCUUCAAAAAUGUGCCAGUUACUUAAACUCGUUAGGUUUAUUGCCUCAUAGUACUACUGAAAUGUCCAAUCAAAGUGAAGAAAUAGUGAAUAUUGAUAGUAACAAAUACAAUGCCCAUGUUGUAGAAGCCAUUGAAUGUCCAAGCAUGGAACAUUUCUAUAAGAACUAUAUCGUGGCUGAAAAGCCGGUUGUAUUAAAAAAUUGUAUUAAUCACUGGCCAGCACUGACUAAAUGGAAGGAUCAAAAUUAUUUUAUUAAAUUAGCUGGACCACGAACUGUCUCCAUUGAAAUAGGACGUGACUACACAGAGGCAGAAUGGACACAAAAGCUGAUGACCAUAGAAGAGUUCAUAAAGAAUUUUAUAUUCCAAAGUAACGGUUCUACUGGAUACCUUGCUCAAUAUCAGCUAUUUGAGCAAAUCCCAGAAUUAAAGGAAGAUAUAAUCGAACCUGAAUAUUGUUGUUUCUCUGAAAAAGAUGAUCCAGUUGAUGUUAUGGCCUGGUAUGGUCCAAAAGGCACCAUAUCACCUCUACACCAUGACUCAAAAAAGAAUUUGCUUACCCAAGUUGUUGGUGAAAAACAGAUUUUCUUGUUUUCACCCCAAGAUUCAGAAUAUUUGUAUCCUCAUGAUCAUGAAUUGCUGCACAAUACAUCAAAAGUGGAUCCGAGACACCCUGAUUUAUUAAAGUAUCCAAAAUACAAAGAUGCCAAAGUGUAUUAUUGUGUUUUAAGUCCAGGUCAGAUGCUAUACAUCCCUCCUAAAUGGUGGCAUUUUGUGGAAUCAUUGUCAAUUAGUUUCUCUGUUAGCUUCUGGUGGAACUGAUACUUCAUGGGAAAAUCUUGUUGCCAACUUAAUGGAAUAAGAAAUGAAAAAUAUGAAAGAGGUAUGUAUGUUUUUAUUUUGUAACUUAUUAUGAUAAGCAUAGUGUCUUGUGUUAUGGCUCAUUUAAAUUGUUU
Diatraea saccharalis (sugarcane borer) is the source of this 1358-nucleotide messenger RNA. NCBI's taxonomy places the organism in Eukaryota, Metazoa, Arthropoda, Insecta, Lepidoptera, Crambidae. The record is from the annotation of a GenBank genome assembly.